AUGGGACACCACGUCUGCAGUCCCAGCGCCACAGGGGUCUCAGAGAGGCCUUUCCGGCCCCAGGCGUGCGCCCCACACGGCGCAAAGACGGGCUCCAUCCACCCAAAGCUCAGUGCAGGGGACCCGCACCCAGUGCCGACCCCACGUGGAGCCAUCAGUGGCCUCAGUGCUUGGUGGUGGAGGCCACGUGGCUCCCAUCCUGCCAUUUCCGGCGCCCUGGUGUGGGCAGGUGUGGGGCGGGGCCGCGGGCAGGGGAAGAAGGAACCACAAGAGCACACUCUCAAGAGACAAGCCGACUCGGCCAUCGAGGCCAAGAGACUCCCGGGAGAGAGGGCCUCCUGUGACACUCAGAGCAAGUCCCCACGAGCCAGCUGGGUGAGCGGUGCCCGGGGAGAGAGAGAAGGAUGGCCAUCAGAAUCCAUGGGCAAAGCCCGGCCCUUCAUCUGGAAGGAUGUUUACCGGAAGGAAGCCAGCAGGAAGCAGAAUGUAUCUGCGGGCCUCUCCCAGUCCCCUCCGGGAACCAUGGCUCAGGAAGCCUGCUGCUGCUGGGCCGUCCUGGGCCACGGUGUGAAAACAGGGGCAAGAUGUCUCUCCUUGAUUCCACAGAACAAGCCAGAACACUGCAUCCACAAUGCGUGUGCUGCCUACCUCAACAAUACCUGUGUCACUGCUGUAGAACAGCUCUAAAACAGAAGGAAGCCAGAGUCACCCACACGUCCAGAGCCAGAGGGAACCGGGGUGGCCUUGUAGCCGCAUCCUGUCGUCCUGGCCCCAGGUUCGUUCAUGCCCCGCCCCGGGGUCAUACAGAGUCCCCGUCCCCUCGAUGCUCACACCCUGAGGAGGAGUCCUGAGGCAAAACAGGACCCCUGCAGCUGCAGAUACGGUGGAGAGGGCAGUUGGGGGAGGCGGGCUGGGUCAGGGACUUCCCACCCAGGGCAGGAGAGGGGGAUGGGGAGGGCGUCUACGCAGGGUGUGAGCCCCGCCUCCUGCUUCCUGGGGUUCCCUUUCAGCCCCCCCCCUCCCCCUGCCCGUGGGCUGCACGCUUUGUCUCCAGGGGAAACUAUCUAUUUGUUAGGAAAACAUGUUAAUGGGCCUUUCAGGUCUGAAGGGAAAAUCCCAGGGUGCAGGUGGGGCCAAGAAUCAAAACCAGGUCUGAGGGGCGCCCCCUGGAAGGAGAUGGCUCACCUGGGGCAGGGACGGGGGUGCAGCUGGGUGCCGGGUAAAUCCCACCUGCCUUUCGUUUCAUCUCUGAUGUCUAGGGGCACCUGGCUCACGGAGACAUGGGAUUUAUUUUAUUGAAAGGGUUGCGUCCUAGUCCCCCACUCUCCAUUUUUUUUACAUCAGUUUUGGAGAUCUCCCUCUGUUGCCAAUGUGUUUUCCUGCUUGUCACUUGGCUUUUAAGUUAUUGAAGACACUUACAUAUACGUAGAUGUGGAAACGGCACGCACUGAAAGCCAGUCGUAUUUUCCUUCUUCGGGUGUGUGCCUAGAAAGUUCUUAUCAAAUUCCAUUCGGCGCAAUACUUACAUAUGCCUCUUGUAUUUACAGCGUGAUUUUCCCCUCUUCUUUUCAUGCUACUCUAAUCCAUCUGGAAUUAAUUUAUAUGGAAGCUUGGCCAGGGAUUUCACUUUAUUUUCUUCUCCAAAUAAUUAACCAAUUAUCCCCGCGGUGCUGGUCGAACGCUCAGAAUGCACAGCCAGUGCUCUCCCGGCCUGGUACUAGGGUUACUCCUCUGCGGGCAGGGUUCAAAGCAAACCCCAGGAGGCCUGCUGCUGCGACCCCUCUGGGCCCGAGGGACCCCGCGGGGAGCUGUCUGCAGGGAGACACAGCCUGCCCCAGUACUGGCGGGCAGGCUCAGAACUCAGCUCCCCAGCCUCCUUCUCCUCCCAACUGUCUGACCUGCCCUUCUGCCCUGGCAAACGCGCCCUGGAGAGCUCGGGGCCCGCGGCCCCGAGACCUGGGCGGCACGGGCCUGUGACGGGAUGACGUGAAACUCCUAGUCAUUCACCAGAUGGGAGCCAGGAAAGGAGAGGCUGGGGAGUCAGCCUGCACCGGAAAGGCCAUCAGGCCUCUCACAGCCUCGGGGGGGCUCGGCCUGCAGGCCGCGAGGGGGGGCUCACACCGUGGUCAGCCCACCCGGCUUCAGCCCGGUCGGGCCUGACGCCUAGAAGACAGGAUGGGCGGAACAGAGUCUUACCUGGGCCUCGCCGGCUCUGUCGUGCGCGGUGUUAAGCAUAUAGCAAACGCUAACCGAACAUGGGAAGAGGCAAGAAAACAUGGCCCAUAAUUAAGAGGGAAACCAGACCAUGGAGUAGACCCAGAGAUGAUCUGGGUGUUAGAGUUAGCAGGCAAGGACUCCCAAAUAACUAUCAUGAAUAGAUUAUAGAAAAUUGAAGGAAAGAUGGAAAGUUUCACCAGAGAAUUGAAAUAUUUGUUAAAAAACCAUGAACUAAAUUAGAAAAAGAUCAAAUGGAUAUUUUGCAGCCGUAUGUUCAAUGUCAGAAACUAGUAACUCUAUCAACACCCUUCGCAGAAUACAGGAUCGAGGAACCAGAAGCCAGGUUCAUAGAAAAUACCCAAACUGCAGCACAGAGAGAAAAGACAGAUAAGGAAAGAACAGAGAAACAUAUGUGAGGCAUGUGGAGCUUGCUCAAAAGUUCUUUUUUUUGUUUUUAAAGUUUAUUUAUUUUGAGAGG
Messenger RNA from Prionailurus viverrinus (fishing cat), 2695 nucleotides. RefSeq lists its product as uncharacterized. Lineage: Eukaryota; Metazoa; Chordata; Mammalia; Carnivora; Felidae. Bases 1 to 687 code for a protein of 228 amino acids. The transcript has 3 exons. The record is from RefSeq and is a predicted model, not a curated record.